AGAGAGCAAACAGAGGAACACAACAAUGGAGUUUCGUGGAGAUGCCAACCAGAGGAUUGCUAGGAUUUCAGCUCAUCUUCAACCUUCUUUCACUCCUCAGAUGGAGGCGAAGAACUCGGUAAUUGGACGGGAAAACUGCAGAGCGAAAGGUGGGAAUCCAGGAUUCAAAGUAGCAAUUCUUGGAGCUGCAGGUGGAAUUGGACAAUCUUUAUCUUUGCUGAUGAAGAUGAACCCUCUUGUCUCUUUACUUCAUCUCUACGAUGUUGUCAAUGCACCCGGCGUCACAGCUGACGUCAGUCAUAUGGACACUGGAGCUGUUGUCCGCGGAUUCUUGGGAGCGAAGCAGCUUGAGGACGCGCUAACGGGUAUGGAUCUUGUGAUCAUACCAGCUGGUGUACCGAGGAAACCAGGGAUGACCCGCGAUGAUCUGUUUAAAAUCAAUGCUGGGAUUGUUAAGACACUAUGUGAAGGUGUAGCAAAAUGUUGUCCUAAUGCUAUUGUCAACUUGAUCAGCAACCCUGUGAACUCUACUGUCCCCAUUGCCGCUGAGGUUUUUAAGAAAGCUGGAACUUAUGAUCCUAAGAAGCUCCUUGGAGUUACUACACUUGAUGUUGCUCGUGCCAACACAUUUGUGGCAGAAGUUCUUGGCCUUGAUCCAAGAGAAGUCGAUGUACCAGUCGUUGGGGGACACGCGGGAGUCACAAUCUUGCCACUACUGUCACAGGUUAAACCUCCUAGCAGCUUCACACCUCAAGAAAUUGAGUACCUCACAAACAGGAUUCAAAAUGGUGGAACUGAAGUUGUGGAGGCAAAAGCUGGAGCUGGAUCUGCAACACUUUCAAUGGCAUAUGCUGCAGCCAAGUUUGCAGAUGCUUGCCUUCGCGGGUUAAGAGGAGAUGCGAAUGUCGUAGAAUGCUCUUUUGUUGCUUCACAGGUGACAGAAUUAGCUUUCUUUGCAACAAAAGUGCGCCUUGGCCGUACAGGAGCAGAGGAAGUGUAUCAGCUUGGACCCUUAAACCAAUACGAAAGGAUUGGUCUGGAGAAAGCAAAAGAAGAACUAGCCGGAAGUAUUCAGAAAGCGACGGCCGUAACCCAAACCACAUCGUGUUUCCUCGCCAAACGAGCUUUUGUUCUACCGGCGAAGAAAUCCUGCGGCGGAUUUGGCGGUCUCUGCUUCAACAGAAGAGCUUUGGUGUUGAAAUCUAAGAGACCCUUCUCCUGCAGUGCUAUUUACAAUCCUCAGGUUAAGGUUCAAGAAGAGGGUCCACCCGAAUCCCUAGAUUAUCGGGUUUUCUUCCUCGAUGGUUCUGGAAAGAAGGUUUCUCCAUGGCAUGAUAUACCCUUGACCUUAGGAGAUGGAGUCUUCAACUUUAUAGUUGAAAUACCUAAAGAGUCAAAAGCAAAAAUGGAGGUUGCUACUGAUGAAGAUUUCACUCCUAUUAAGCAAGAUACUAAGAAGGGCAAGCUCAGAUAUUAUCCGUAUAACAUAAACUGGAACUAUGGGUUGCUUCCACAGACAUGGGAAGAUCCAUCUCACGCAAAUUCUGAAGUUGAAGGAUGUUUUGGGGAUAAUGAUCCAGUUGAUGUUGUUGAGAUUGGUGAAACUCAAAGGAAGAUAGGAGAUGUUCUAAAAAUCAAGCCUUUAGCUGCUUUAGCUAUGAUUGAUGAAGGAGAGCUAGACUGGAAGAUUGUUGCUAUUUCUUUGGAUGACCCAAAAGCUCAUCUUGUGAAUGAUGUUGAAGAUGUUGAGAAACAUUUCCCGGGUACACUAACAGCCAUUAGAGACUGGUUUAGAGACUACAAGAUCCCAGACGGAAAGCCUGCUAACAGAUUUGGUCUUGGAGACAAACCAGCAAACAAAGAAUAUGCUUUGAAGAUCAUCCAUGAAACAAAUGAAUCAUGGGCUAAACUUGUGAAGAGAUCAGUUGAUGCUGGAGACCUUUCACUUUACUGAACAUAUCUUGCUAUCUCCAAUUAUGAGUUCGAAUAAUGAACAGACUGGAGAGUCCUAUAUCAUUCUUGUUUUUCUUUCAUUUGAGAUGUAAACAUUGGGAUUUGUUUUUCACCAUUGAUGACUGAGAAGUAAUAAAUUGACAUUUUGCUU
Molecule: messenger RNA, 2104 nt
Organism: Arabidopsis arenosa
Lineage: Eukaryota; Viridiplantae; Streptophyta; Magnoliopsida; Brassicales; Brassicaceae
Source: the annotation of a GenBank genome assembly